AUAUUUUGACGUUUCCGUCUCCGGCAGACAUAUUGCUUACAGGAGCAAAUUCUGGAAAGCUAGAAGAGAGAAAGGAUUUAAAAUUGAUUAACAUCUUCGCGACUCGAUUCACUCACACGGAAUAGGACAUAAUGGAGCCGUCAGCCAGUCCGGCCAAAGACAACUACAGGAUGAACCGCUACAAGAACAAAGCCCUGAACCCAGAGGAGAUGAGGCGCAGGAGAGAGGAGGAGGGCAUCCAACUCAGGAAACAGAAGCGAGAACAACAGCUUUUCAAGAGGAGGAAUGUGGACGUUCUCAAUGAAGAGGAAGCCAUGUUUGAGAGUCCACUGGUGGACUCUUACCUCAGCUCCCCAGUAACAGAAGGAGUCAUUACCAGAGACAUGGUUGAGAUGCUUUUCUCGGAGGACCCAGAGCUUCAGCUCACCACAACACAAAAGUUCAGAAAACUCCUUUCCAAAGAGCCCAACCCACCAAUUGAUGAAGUAAUUAACACGGCUGGAGUAGUGGAGAGGUUUGUGGAGUUCUUGAAGAAGAGUGUCAACUGCACACUACAGUUUGAAGCAGCUUGGGCACUGACCAACAUAGCAUCAGGCACAUCCAUGCAGACAAAGACGGUGAUCGAGGCCGGAGCAGUACCAAUUUUCAUUGAACUACUUAACUCUGACUUUGAGGACGUCCAAGAACAGGCUGUGUGGGCCUUGGGUAAUAUUGCAGGGGAUAGUGCAGUGUGCCGGGACUAUGUGCUGAACUGCGACAUCCUUCCACCUUUAUUAAUGCUCCUGACCAAAUCCACUAGAUUGACCAUGACUAGGAAUGCGGUGUGGGCUCUGUCUAAUCUCUGUAGAGGAAAAAACCCUCCACCUGCAUUUGAAAAGGUGUCACCCUGUCUGCCAGUACUGUCGAGGCUUUUAUUUAGCAGUGACCCAGACUUGCUGGCAGACGCCUGCUGGGCCCUGUCCUACCUCUCCGAUGGCCCAAAUGACAAGAUCCAAGCUGUCAUCGACUCGGGCGUCUGCAGGCGCCUUGUAGAGCUACUCAUGCACACAGACUAUAAGGUGGCCUCCCCUGCCUUGAGAGCUGUAGGAAACAUUGUCACUGGAGAUGACAUCCAAACACAGGUGGUGUUGAACUGCUCAGCCCUGCCCUGUCUGCUGCACCUCCUCAGCAGUGCUAAAGAGUCCAUUCGCAAAGAGGCAUGCUGGACCAUCUCAAACAUCACCGCAGGAAACCGAGCACAAAUACAGACGGUAAUUGAUGCCAACAUCUUCCCAGUGCUGAUCGACAUUCUACAGAAAGCAGAGUUCAGGACCAGGAAAGAGGCGGCCUGGGCCAUCACUAACGCAACCUCUGGAGGAACACCAGAACAGAUCAGAUAUUUGGUGAACCUGGGCUGCAUUAAGCCCCUGUGUGAUCUGCUGACGGUGAUGGACUCUAAGAUCGUCCAGGUAGCUCUCAACGGGCUGGAGAACAUCCUGAGGCUGGGCGAGCAGGAGGCCAAGCAGGAGAACACCGGCUCUGGAGUUAAUCCUUACUGCAGCCUCAUUGAAGAAGCCUAUGGUCUUGACAAGAUCGAGUUCCUCCAGAGCCACGACAACCAGGAGAUCUACCAGAAGGCCUUUGAUCUAAUCGAGCACUACUUCGGGGUUGAGGACGAGGACAACAGUCUUGCCCCACAGGUGGACCAGGCCAACCAGCAGUACCUUUUCCCCCAGCAGGAGGCCCCCAUGGAGGGCUUCCAGCUAUAAGUCCGCACCCCUCUCCUCUAAAAUGCACCAUUUACCCCCUCCAUACCUCCUCAUCUCAUGGAGGACCCCUGGAUGCCCGAGUCGAACCUACAUGCCCCCUUCUCUGAUCUGCCACUAUCCCCCCAACUCUACCAUUACCACAAACCCACACAGACACACCCACCCUUUGGAGGAAAGCUAAAACUGUCCCGCUCUCCAGCCUAAAAAAUGCCCCCCCCCACCCACCCACCCUUUCUUUCCCUCUUCUAGACCAGUGGACUGAAUUCUUGCAGGGCAGACCCAUGUGUUACAUCGCCAGGGGGAGAGCGCCACACAAACUCCAUUACACUUAAAAGAGGAAGUGAUCACCUCAUUGCCCAAAAUGCAAGUCUGUCCUGGCUUCAAACGCACACCGACAUCUUCCAGCCAUUUAAUAGCUCUCAGUGGCCGUAACAAUGGUUUGUUGAUUAAUAUCUUUACAUACACUUUCAUUUCUUUUCCAGUGGGACAUUCCUAUUUUCAGGAUUACCCAUGCAUCCCCAUGCAAAGUCCACAGACGGGGGUGCAUGAGGUGAAAUAUGCCUAGCUCUUGAUGUCAGUCUGACUUAGUGCAAUUCAAAGAAGAAGAAAAACCCAGUAAUAUGAUCCCUUUUUUGUUUAAUGAUUACUUAUUUUUCCCCAACACUUAUUUAUCUCCUUUUUUUUCUUUUAGUGCUUUUGAGUUUUCUUUUUUCCUUCUCAACAUUUUUUGAAGUGGGACAAAUUACAGGGGGGAGGGUUGACAUGGGAAGUUAAAAAAAAUAAAAUAAAAAAAACUUAAAAAAAAAAAAAACCUGAACUUAGGAUGGGCUCUGGAUGGGAUAUUGGAAAAGAGAUUGGGGUUUUUUAGAGGAUAUGUUUAAAGAUCUGGACGAGAAAAAAAAAAAAUCCAGUUUUCGCGGUUGGUAUAGUUAGAGAUCCAAUGUUCGUUGUGUGGUGUGUUAUUAAUAACAAUACAUUUGAAUUAUGAAGUGAUCUAACUAUUAAACAAGGCACGGCUGGGGAUUCAGGGGGAAAGGUGCCCGCGGCGGCAGCAAACCAAACUUAUUUUUUUAUAUUGAAAUGAAUUCAAGAAAUUGCAGGUUGUUUAAAGUAGGGUGAAAUACCACUUGGUGGUGCAGACACGUUUCUAGUUUUGUCUGAUUUCAUUGAAGCCCCGUGUAAACGGGUUGCUGCCAGUUCGCGAGGCCCUGUGCGCUCCCCCCCCUCCUCCUCCCCAGCUGUAUGUGGUAGGGUUUUUUGCAUGGUGUUAUAUUACCCUGCGUACUGUCACUGAGUAUCCCUUGCCAAACACAGACAGUUGGCACAGAGGAGAGAGAGAGAGAGAGAGAGAGAGAACAGUGUGAAGGAAUACUUUUGAGACUUGGCUGUACGCUGCUCAGCGUUUUCUUGUUGCAGCAUUUGGAGUUAAAAAGCAGGAACUGGGCCACAACAAAUUGGUUUGGUGGUGUUAACAGUAAUAGUGUAGUGAUGGUGUUGGUGUUUUGUAUAGUGGUAGAGUUGAUAUAUAACCUAAGGCAUUCUAUAUCACUAUAUCUUUGAUGGAUGGGAAUGACACCUGUUAAUGAUUUUGCAUGGGUCCAUUGUGACAUUGAUGUAAAUAGCCUAUCCUCUGCCUGGCAAGGUAAAGUGCGCCGCUUCUUUGUCCCCUUGUGGGUCUAAUAACAACCCGAGUUUGGCUAGGGAUAUAUCUCAGACAAGUGACGAGCCUAACUGCAACCAAAAUUUCAAGUAUAAAUAUAUAUUUGAAUUUUGAUGUAUUUGCAUUAUAUAUAUAUAUAUAUAUAUAUACAUAGAUAUAUAUUUGCGCACACUUCAUGCACACUUGCAUACAACACCAGCAGACACUGUACACACACCUCUCACAGAUGAGUGGCUAGUAGCAAGUAAAAUAGUUUCCAUAGUCUUUGGAGUGGAAAAAGUAGUUAUUCUUUCAUUUUAUUUUUCAAGUUUUGCUUUUCUCCAGUGUGUGAGAUUUGCCUUUUUGGCUGUUUUUGGUUUCAGAGCACUUAGUAUAUUUUCUUUAAAAAUGUUGCCCUCGGUUUGGUCUGAAUUAAGAUUGUUUUCCGUUUUUAAUUGAGACAAUUAAGAGAUUCUUUUUUUUUUUUCCUUUUCUUUUUUUCUUGAAUUCAAAAGGGAUUCGCCGCACACAUAGUUCUCAUGGAAACUUUUUUUGUUGUUUCUAGCCACGUGACUUACGAUGGUUUAAAUUAGACCUGUUAACCCUGACCCGGGAUCCGCUCUGCCUGUGACACAGACGCUGAUCUUGGAUCAGGGUUUAGGCUUUGUGGAUGGAGCAAAACUGUGGUUGUGUGAUGUUUUGACUGACAGGCACUGUGUGAGGAAGAGGUUGAUUGACUCUACGACUAUGUCCCUAUCUGAGUCUGGGAGCCCCUGUUCUGUGGAUUACUGAACCAGCCCUAACAUUAAAUCAUGGAACUGUGAACAGAAUUAUGUCACUCUAUAGCAAACAUUUGAUAGAUUAGUAUGUUGAAUGUUGUGUAUACUUGGAGUACACUUUCAUCAAAGAGUUUUUUUUUUUUUUUUUUUUUUCCUUACCCAAAACACUUUCCUUUUUAUGUGAUAGGACAUCUUUUUGGAUAGACCUGACUUAUAUAUACUUAUAUCAUUUAGUUUGUUUCAGUGUAACAUUUUUACAUAAGCCUUUGGCAGUGGGAAAUAUUAUAGGGCGCAGGGCCGUUGUUAUAUUCUAGGGUUUAAGCGUUAGCUGAUAUGUUAGCGAGGCUUUCGUGAGUUUGAGAUGUUAUCCACAGAACCAGGUGCUCUCAGUAGACAUAAUGGCUGAAAUACAUGGGGCCCGGGCACUAAAUGGGGCCUGGGCGAUAGGUGGCGCGGCCCCCAGCAUAGAGCGUCCAUUAUAAUCAACUGAAGCUGCUACACUGACCAGGGAAGUCAUGCAGGCCUCGCACUGCUCGUCUGUUUUUUUUUGUUUUUUCUCAACGCACUAAUACGCUCUGCGGCCCUUCAGCAGGUAAAAACUACAUAGAACUGUAAAAAAAAAAAAAAAAAUUAAAAGGAAUAAGAUUACUAAAAUAAAUGACUCCUAUCAGAGGCAAUGUAACGCAGCAGAGCAACCUUGUAGGUGUUUUUACAUUUCACAUUUAAAUGAAUAAAUCAAUCAAAUUAGUGUGUAUCCAUGAUCCUGUAGUUAAAACAAUCCAGUUAACUAAUCCAUUACUAGUUAAUAUAGCUUACUCUUCCAAACCCUGCAUAACUUGGUAAAAUGCAAUAUGCACACAGUGAAGCUGGCACUGGCACCCAAAAAUGCACGCUACAAAGUUGGAGUCCGUGUAGCAGGAGAAAAAAAAAAAAAAAACCCCGCUCUGACACUCGUGCCCCAUGUAUUUUGGCCGUAAGAGUUCAAAUCGUGACUAAUUGAGCAUCCAGAACUUGCCUCUACAUGACAGGUGUGUAGAGCCGCAUUUAUAACUGAAGUCCUUGAUUUCAACUCUGUGCUUGGCCUACAAACGAUGCCAGAAUUGCAGUUGUUUAAAAAAAGAAGAAAAAAAAUCCAACAAGGAAAAAAAUAUUUAUAUUUCUGAAAAAUGAAAAUGCACUCCUAUUCACAAAAGUGCCAAUCCGACCAACAAAGACUGGAGUUUCUUAUGUAUCGGUCUUUGACUUAUAGAUUUUCUUUAUAGCUUUUAUUUACUUGAAUGUGCACACAUUUUGUGCAGAACAUUGCUGCUCUAUUUUCCUUCUCUUUAAAGUUACAUUAUUUGCCAUUGUUUCUUUGGAAAAGUGGCAUACUUUACUGUGGGCACCUAAAGAAGAAAUUGAAUUAAGGCAGUGAAAUUGUCUGGUGGUACAUAAAACUGGUCUUACCAGCUACUUGUCCAUUCGUGUGAUGAUCCCCACUAUUAGAGUCUUUUAAUGGGUUUCACUGUGCAUAGGUAAGCUGCGGAUGUUUUGGAAUCAAAGAAUUGGUUUCAUGCGGUGGAAACAGUAGAGUAUACUACUUUCUUGAGGUCACGGCCUGUAGCCAGCCCCUUUUUAUGGCAAGGAGAAACUGCGCUGAUAGAAAUAUUGUAGUACUUUGAUGUGGCACAUGAUGCAAAUUGUGGAAACUUAAGCGACUAUCAUAGCAGACAAUUGCAGGUACUAACCGUAUUGUCAUAGUUUACCAAAGUUGUGUCAUCCUGAAGGCUGGUUGAAAUGAUUUACUUGAUGUCUGUGUUUUCAAUAUUCAAUUUAUGUAAUUGGCUUUUGUUGACCCAGUCAGUAUGACUGAGAGAUUGCUUCAGGCCAUUUAAACCUUGCUUCUUUUCAUUAGAAGCUGCAAUAGCUCAGUCCCUCUCCGUUUUAUUUUUUUCCCCCUCAAGUUUAAGUACUGUUUAGGGAGUAAAAAAAAGAAAUCUGCUGAAGACUGCAAUAAAUAUUGUCCAAAAUCAGGCACCCCAGAGGCAACGAUCCACCUACAAACUGCUCUCAAAGGUGACACUCCUUCCACUGGGUGGAGCUAACACGAGGCAACUACUUGACAUUUUUUUUCUAAGAUAAAAUCUGGGAUUCAGAAAAUUGUGCAGUGAUUUACAUUAAAAAGUAUUCUAAGUUAAACUAUGUAUGUUCUGAUACAUUGACAGGGAUUCAGAUGCAAUUCUAAUCACUUCUGAGAAGUGGAGAAAAGGCCUCAGUAGAACAUGUCACAGGAAAAAAAUAAAAUACAAUAGGAGGUGGAGAUAACAAGCCUUUUCUGCUUUUCUUGAUCUUUUUUCCUGAUCAGGAUACUCUGGGCUAUAUUUUUUGGAUGAAUGUGUUUAGAGUAAAAGUUUGUCCUAGUCAGGCUGCAUGAUCAGGAACCCUGUUAUCUAUAGGGGAGUGAACAGACAUCACUAAAUAUCUCAAAUCUGACUUGUCUUCCGUCCUAGAAGCUGUUCAUGUCUAUAUCAAAAUCUAAAGCCAUGCUUGGCUUGGUCAAGUUACGUUGUCUAUGCUACAAAUGUUUACAAUGCUACAUGUUUGUAAAGUACUUUUCAUAUGCCAUCACUGACCAGUCCUGAUGUAUUCUCUUGCUCUGGUCCUCUCAUUUCUUUUACAUGUAUUUAUUUUCUCUAUCCUUGUUUAUGAUUUUUCAUUUGCUCAAAAUGACCCAUCUUUAACUGUGACUUGACUUGACUUUACCGACGGUAUGAAUGAGUGACGAGAAACUUAUACACUUCAACUGAACAUGACACACAAACAUGAACAUGGAAAAAAGAAAAAUGCAUACAGCAAACGGCAACAAUAUUAAAAAGUGUAAAGGAAAAUAUAUUGAAUUUAAAAUUGUUCAGUGGAAAUGCUGUACAAAACAAAUAAAGUUAUGUUGCAACCCUUUAA
This is a messenger RNA of Perca fluviatilis (European perch), 7103 nucleotides long. RefSeq names its product karyopherin alpha 6 (importin alpha 7) (gene kpna6). Gene Ontology annotation, cellular component: nucleus; nucleoplasm; cytoplasm. The record is from RefSeq and is a predicted model, not a curated record. The transcript has 14 exons. Gene Ontology annotation, biological process: NLS-bearing protein import into nucleus. Gene Ontology annotation, molecular function: nuclear import signal receptor activity; protein binding. The coding region runs from base 132 to 1748 and encodes 538 amino acids. NCBI's taxonomy places the organism in Eukaryota, Metazoa, Chordata, Actinopteri, Perciformes, Percidae.